This is a messenger RNA of Aphanomyces astaci, 282 nucleotides long. RefSeq lists its product as hypothetical. The coding region runs from base 1 to 282 and encodes 93 amino acids. NCBI's taxonomy places the organism in Eukaryota, Oomycota, Saprolegniomycetes, Saprolegniales, Verrucalvaceae. The record is from RefSeq and is a predicted model, not a curated record. The transcript has 2 exons.
AUGAACCUGCGCAACGUCGAAGCCAUGCAUGCCAUGGAAGUCGAAGUGCUCCGUCUGACUCGAAAGCUGCGCGACAUCGAACAAGUGCUAAAAAUCGAAGAGGUAGCCCCAGAUGCCUCUAGACCGUGCGUUGGGUGUGGCGACUGGCAAACUGCCAAAGGCAAGCACAGGCGGCAGCUCGAUGCGUUGGCACGACAACAAGAUAAGCUCGCCAAGGACCUACUAGACGAACGGGCAAGUAGUAGUAGUACUAAGGCCUACUGUACUAGUGUGGUGGUUUAG